Messenger RNA from Otolemur garnettii (small-eared galago), 448 nucleotides. RefSeq names its product ribosomal protein L36 (gene RPL36). Gene Ontology annotation, biological process: cytoplasmic translation. Bases 85 to 402 code for a protein of 105 amino acids. Gene Ontology annotation, cellular component: cytosolic large ribosomal subunit; ribosome. Gene Ontology annotation, molecular function: structural constituent of ribosome. The record is from RefSeq and is a predicted model, not a curated record. NCBI's taxonomy places the organism in Eukaryota, Metazoa, Chordata, Mammalia, Primates, Galagidae. The transcript is spliced from 4 exons.
UGCUGGAUAGAUAUCCCAAGGUUCCGUGCGGUAUCGGCCCUUCCGCCUCGGCAGCCAUUGGAGUUUCCAGCUGCUGUCGCAGCCAUGGCUCUGCGCUACCCCAUGGCCGUGGGUCUCAACAAGGGCCACAAGGUGACAAAGAACGUGAGCAAACCGAGGCACAGCCGCCGCCGCGGGCGUCUCACCAAACACACGAAGUUCGUGCGGGACAUGAUCCGAGAGGUGUGUGGUUUUGCCCCAUAUGAGCGGCGGGCCAUGGAGCUGCUCAAGGUCUCCAAGGACAAACGGGCCCUCAAGUUCAUCAAGAAAAGAGUGGGGACACACAUCCGUGCUAAGAGGAAGCGGGAAGAGCUGAGCAACGUCCUGGCGGCCAUGAGGAAAGCAGCUGCCAAGAAGGACUGAAAGCCCCUUCUCUUGUGCACAAUAAAACCUUUAUAGGUAAACUGGA